AAUACUUUUUAUAACUGUUUUUAGCAUCAGCGCUGUCACCUCCUCCAGUCACAUCAGCUCCUUGACAGACAAACAGCUCAACAGCUGGUCCAUCUGUCAACAGAGACAGAGUUCAGCGUGAGAUGAGAAGACGGAUAAACUCCAGCGAUGUUGAACCGACGUGUUGUGAGAGUGAGGAAUGCCCUGGUGCGAGAGUGCCUGGCUGAACUCUUGGGAACUUUCGUCUUGCUGCUCUUUGGCUGCUCUGCUGCAGCGCAGGUAAAGACAAGCAGAGAGACCAAAGGUCAGUUCCUGUCAGUCAACAUGGCCUUCUCUGUGGGUGUCAUGUCAGCUAUGUACCUCACCAAGAACAUCACAGGUGCUCAUCUGAACCCAGCGGUGACUCUGAGUUUCUGUGUGUUGGGCCAGGUGCCCUGGGGAAGGCUGGUGCCCUACUCCCUCUCCCAGCUGUUGGGGGCUUAUCUAGCAUCAGGCCUCGUCUACCUUAUCUACUAUGAUGCUAUAAUGGAGUUUAGUGGAGGAGUAUUGACUGUUUAUGGUCCAAAUGAGACAGCGUCUAUAUUCGCCACAUAUCCUUCAGAGUACAUGACUUUGGGCAGAAGUUUCCUCGACCAGGUAGUGGGCACUGGCAUGCUGAUGUUGUGCAUCCUGGGUUUGAAUGAAAAGAGGAACACCCCGGCUCCCUCAAAGCUAAUUCCUCCUAUAGUGGCAGCCAUCGUCCUGGGAAUCUCGACGUCAAUGUCAGCCAACUGUGGUGGUGCAAUAAAUCCUGCUCGGGACUUGGGACCACGCCUCUUUACUCUGACUGCAGGCUGGGGCACUGAGGUCUUUACGUGUUACAACUACUGGUUCUGGGUGCCCUUGGUGGCCCCACUUAUCGGCGGUGUUGUAGGUACUUUCAUCUAUCUGAUCUUCAUCCACUGGCACCUGCCUGACCCAGAUCCCCCUGAGAGACUCUCCACUGUCCCCACUAUCAGUGAAAAAAUCCGGCAGCCCAGCACCACGUGGGACAACGGAGUGGAGUUAAAGUCUGCACAUCUCUAAGUGUUACUGUCAUGAAGAUAUGUCAUAAUGACCAAUACUGACAGUUAAAGACAGUAAUCUGGUUGUGAAUUAUGAUUGAUUGAGCAGAAUCUGAGCUUCGCCACUGUUAACACGCACACUAUCUGUCUCUUAUUCUGUUGGGGAAAUAAGAGGAAUGUCUUAUUUAUUUAUUGUAUGAGUGAACUUCUUUGACACAGCGAAGUAGACUGGAGGUAACUGAGAGAGACAUUGAUUGAAUCACAAUAAUGUUUACAUUGAUGUCUGUAUUGUUUAUAAUAUUGAUUUUUAAAUUAUAUUUCUGAGUUGUAUGUACUUUUUAUGAAAUACCAUUAUGACUAUUGAGCGCAUGUUAAAUUGAUUCAAUAAAAU
Molecule: messenger RNA, 1413 nt
Organism: Anoplopoma fimbria (sablefish)
Lineage: Eukaryota; Metazoa; Chordata; Actinopteri; Perciformes; Anoplopomatidae
Gene: aqp10a
Product: aquaporin 10a
Exons: 6
Coding region: 148-1044 (298 amino acids)
Biological process (GO): water transport; glycerol transmembrane transport
Cellular component (GO): plasma membrane; basolateral plasma membrane
Molecular function (GO): water channel activity; glycerol channel activity; urea transmembrane transporter activity
Source: RefSeq, a predicted model, not a curated record